UUUCCUUUUGGGCCUACAUUAGGCCCAAAUAUGAAAAAAUAAACAAAAACUGACAUGACAUUCAGUUCAUUGACGUCGUCUGGUUCAGUUGAAUAAGUGUAAACUUGACACCAAGGUAGUAGGCAUAGAGAAGAAUGGAGGGAGAAGAAGAGUUGCUGUGGAAAUCCGAGCCACAACGCGAGUCCAUCGUCUCCGUCACGCUCGCACGUGCCAUCACUUCUCUUCUCACUUCCCGUCCUAAGAAGCUUCACGACUCUAUUUCUCGCCUCUCCUCACAUUCUUCGCGCUCGCACACUUCACUCGUUUCCCUCGAAGACUCUCUCUGGUUUUUCCACAGCUACGUUGCCGACGCUGCGACCAAUAAUUCUUCCCUCGACCAAGUCCUUCUUCCAAUCAUCGACAGCGUGUUAAAGUCCAAGCAUGGUGACCAAGCUAUGCUUCUGUUGAACUGGCUCUUCCAGGACGAGCUUCUUUUCCAACCCGUUGCCGAGGCUCUCGCUGGCGUCGUUGCCAGAAAGCACGUGCACGACCGCUACUUGUUGCUUGGUUGGUGCCUCCUUCUUCGGAAUCUAGUUGAAUUUGAAAGUUCCGCUCAUCAAUCCAUGUUAAGUGGGAUACGGGAGAGGUAUGGAGAUUUGUUGAAGAUACUCUCCUCUUGUCUUCCGGAUUUGGCCAGUAUUGUUAAUAAAGGAAGUACUUUGCAGGAUGGUUUUGAGUUGCCAUCUCGCCUUGGAGUGUCUGCGGCUGAUUGUUUUUUGUCCCUUUCGGGAGCAUUAACAAAAAUGGCGGACAAUAAAAAGUUGAAGUUAAAUGCUAGAGCAAAAGAUCAGGCAAUUACUUUUGUACAUUCUCCUACUACUGACAAGAAGGAGAAAUUGGAUUCAAAAUUUUUUAUGUCAAUGAUCGAAAGGGACUUUACUCUGUGGCAUCAUUUAGAUGACAUUAUUUGUUUGGUUCGAAGACUCCUUUCUUGGAGCAGGAAAAGUCGUUUUUUACAUGCCAAAGGCUUGGAACAAGUUCUUAAAUGGCUGCAGGAGAUAAAGAAUCACCAUGGAUCCUUUCAACUAGAGACUGAUUCUAAUGCUCUGAAGACUGGAGAUUUACUGCUCUGUUCUUGCUGGAAGCAUUAUAGUGUGCUACUACACCUGGAAGAUAAGAAGUUCUCGCAGCAUUACAAGGAACUGUUGGACCAGUAUAUGUCUGGCAUCCAGUAUUAUAUGGACAACCACACUGGUGGUGGCCAUAUUGACAACAAUGAUGGUGGGUUGGAGACCAGAAAGUUCUUUUUGAAUUGUUUAUGCCUGCUUUUGGGACGUCUGGAUAUCAAGAGAUUUGAAAGCACAGUGUCGGAGUUUGGGAUGAAUAUCUCACGCAUUCUAGUACCACAGCUUAAUUGCACUGAUGAGGAUGUUAUAGCUGGAGUUGUUUCAAUAUUCAAGGCUAUCAUUCUGAGGCCAGAUUACUCACAAGAAGAUGCACUUGCUGACAGUAGGAAGGCAAAUAGUGUGAUUCCUUUUCUGCUACACCUUUUAGAUGAGCGGGAUGGUACAGCUAGAGCUGUUGUUAUGUUGAUAGGAGAAUACUGCUCAAUGAGCAAAGAUGAUCACUGUCUUAUGGAAGUUCUGAAGCGCCUUUCUUCUGGAAACAUUUCCCAGAGAAGAAAUGCUAUGGAUGUUAUAUCAGAAGUCCUACAUAUAUCAUCAAAAUCACAAAGUUUAAUGUCUUGUUCUGCUAGGCAAGAUAUAGCCAACAAAUUGCUAGAGCGGCUUGGAGAUGAAGAAAUUAUGAUUCGUGAACAGGCAUCCAAAUUACUUCCAAUGAUAGACCCUUCAUUGUACUUGCCUGCACUGGUUGGUCUUGUCUACUCUUCAGAUGAGAGACAAUCAAUUGCUAGUGAUUCCAUCAUUGAGGUCCUCAAACAUCACAACCAGAGAAUUGAAGUCAUAUUCUUGUUUCUUGACUGUCUUAGCAAUACCAGUAUAAGCCUAGACCUUCCACAGUCCGAUGGAGAUGAAGGGUCAAAGUUGGAUACUGACCGAUUACUCAAACUGGUUCCAGUAUGGUCUAAAAGUGUUCAAGACUGGAACCUUUUAAUCGGACCACUGGUUGACAAGAUGUUUGCAAAUCCAUCAAAUGCAACUAUUGUCAAAUUCUUGAGUUAUAUAAGUGAAAACUUGGCAACUGUUGCUGAUCUUGUAUUGCAUCAUGUUAUGUUGCAUGUUAGAGACCAGAAGCAGAUUGGUGAAAGUUUCGUAUCAAGAUGGGAGCAAAGAACCUACACAAGUGAAGAAUUUGAAGAAAUGCAGCUAUCUCUGUUCGAGCAUCUUUGCCCUUUGCUCAUAAUUAAAAUUCUUCCCUUGAAAACUUUCAACGACCUCAAUUCAUCAAUUAUGUAUGGGCAUCUCAGUAAAAACAUAAUCCAGGAUGCAGCAAACAGGAACACUGAUAUUGAUUGUGAUUGUAUCGCUGCUUUCCUUCUAAACAGGGCUUUUUGUGAGUUUGAAUUUGAAGAUGUUCAGAAGCUCUCUGCUGAGCUGUGUGGACGCAUUCAUCCACAAGUUCUGCUCCCAUUUGUUAGCUCCAUAUUAGACGGAGCUGUUGCCUCUAAGAAUAUACUGAAGAUAAAGACCUGUUUAUUUUCAAUCUGCACAUCACUUGUGGUCAGAGGAUGGGAGACACUCUCUCAUCGUUCAAUGUAUGCAAUCAGAGAGAUGAUUGAAACUGUAUUGUUAUGGCCUUGUCUGAACGCUGAUUCAGUUUCUAAAGCACAACACGGAUGCAUUGAUUGUCUAGCACUAAUGAUAUGUGCUGAACUACAAGCUAAGGAAUCAAUCUCUUCCAUGCCUGGCAAAAUUAGGGCCCUUGGAAAAGAAGGGAAGUCUGUUGUCAGCUAUGUGAUCAAUCAGUUCUUUAACUACAAGAAUGAACGAACUUCAACUCCUGAGUUUGGGGAUGAAAACUCGGAAUUUGUUCCUGCUUCAGUUUCUCUCUCUUUUCGUCUGUGUAUGGGUAAUGUUCUCAUUAGCACUUGCCAGAAGAUACCUGAAUCUUGCAAGAAGCCCUUUGCAGCACAAGUUAUUCCUUUUCUCCUUCAAUCUCUUGAGUUUGAAACGAAGUCAGAGAUUAGAGCAGCAUGCACCCAGGUUCUAUUUUCAGCUGUCUAUCAUUUAAGAUCUGCAGUUCUUCCCUAUGCAUCUGACCUUCUCAGAAUUGCCCUAAAAGCCCUAAGGAAGGAGUCAGACAAGGAAAGGAUAGCAGGUGCGAAGCUCAUAGCAUCACUUAUGGCCAGCGAAGAUGUGAUUUUGGAAAACAUAUCUGUUGGACUAUUAGAAGCCAGGUCUGUACUCUCAACCAUAUCUUCGUCAGAUCCUUCUCUUGAGUUACAACAGCUUUGCCGCAAGUUGCUAGCAUGCAUAUCUUCUCCUUGAGUUGCAACAAACUCUAUUGUAGGCUUGUAGCGGUAUAUUAUUCAGUGUACAUAGUUCACUUUCGUAUGCGCAGAUAAAAUAUUUUUGAAAUAGGUUCGUUGCAUACUUGUAUGAGACAAGAAGAAUACAUUCCCAUGAUCAUGUUGUAUACAACAUCUGUUAAUACCCGUUAACGUCAAAUUCAGGGACAUGCAUGCAGACUUCCA
Molecule: messenger RNA, 3634 nt
Organism: Vigna angularis (adzuki bean)
Lineage: Eukaryota; Viridiplantae; Streptophyta; Magnoliopsida; Fabales; Fabaceae
Exons: 23
Coding region: 135-3428 (1097 amino acids)
Source: RefSeq, a predicted model, not a curated record